This is a messenger RNA of Peniophora sp. CBMAI 1063, 951 nucleotides long. The record is from the annotation of a GenBank genome assembly. Lineage: Eukaryota; Fungi; Basidiomycota; Agaricomycetes; Russulales; Peniophoraceae.
AUGCUAUGUUUCACCGGCGUUCGCUCCUACGUCCUGGGUCUUACACUGGCUGCUAGUGCACGCGCAGCUACGUACUGCGUCACCGACACCUUCCAGGGUACCGACUUCUUCAAUGACUUCGACUACGAGGCAAUUCCAGACCCUUCUCACGGGCUAGUGGAUUACGUUGGUCUCGCCGACGCUCAGAGCUUAGGCCUCGCGACUGUAUCUGGAGACAACUUCUUCUUGCGCGCAGACCACACGGCUGUCCUAACAAACGGUGAAGGCCGCAAAUCUGUGCGCAUACAAAGCAAGAAGCAGUGGGACGACCACGUUUCCGUCUACGAUGUACUCCAUAUGCCGCAAGGAUGCGGUACAUGGCUCGCGAUUCGAGAGAACGGCGAAGACCUACCUAUAGGCGGCCAAGUGGACAUAAUCGAAGGGAUCAACGACGUCGCGCCCGACGCAACAACUCUGCAUACCAGCGCCAACUGCACAAUGCCUCCCUCUCGCGCCAUGACGGGCAACAUCACAGGACUCGACUGCGAUACCGCGGUGGACGGAAACGCCGGGUGCGGCGCGCUCAUCACGGAACCGAACUCGUAUGGACCGGCGUUCAACGCGAAUGGCGGGGGUUGGUACGCGAUGGAGCGAACAGACACUUUCGUCAAGGUCUGGUUCUGGCAAAGAACCGACACGUCUGUACCCGCGGAUGUGAAGCACGGCGCAGGAAGUAUCGACACAGGCAAAUGGGGCACUCCGGACGCGUACUUCCCGAACACAUCGUGCGACAUUGGUGCCAAGUUUGGGCCUGCAAACAUCAUCAUCAACUUGACCUUCUGCGGCGAUUGGGCGGGCGCUGAGUACAACGCGAGCGGUUGUCCCAGUACUUGCACUGACUACGUGAGCAACAACCCGAGCGCUUUCGCGAAAGCGUUCUUCGAAAUUGGGUCCGUUCAUGUAUACCAGUAG